AUGCAUCUGCCGCGCUGGGUUUUCGCGGCGAUCCAGCUGGUGACAUUAGCGUCUGGCCAGACGUGUUACUGGCCCAGCGGCGGGACGGCAUCGGCGCUGCAGCCGUGCUCCGUGGCAUCAGGUAAUGAAGUUGCUGCCUGUUGCUUUGCGAACCAUUAUUGCAUGACCAAUGGCUUGUGUCUUUCGCCAACCGAAGGGACCUGGUACCGCGGCGGAUGUACGGACAAGGACUACCUGAAGCCCGGGUGCCCGCAAAUCUGUGACAAGGAUAACAUCGUCGGGGCGACACCCGGCCGCCACGCCGCUGUAUGGGCAUGCGCCUCAAGGGUGUUUGCCUGUAGCAGCCUGGAUAAUUGCUCGAAGCAGAACUUUACCGUUGGCGCGUACAGAGCGGUGAUGAACUCGGCCCUCCAAACGGACCUCGGAAACGACACGGCAUCGGCAACGACCACGGCUGCUUCUACUGGCGCGACAUCGACAGGGACCGGAGGCACAGGAGCUGCCAGCACGGGUACUGGAGACGCUAGCGCCACGACGUGUCCAUCCAUUGCGGACGCCAGCCAAGGAAUCUCAACGGGAGCGGCGGCGGGUAUCGGAGUUGGCGUGGGCCUGCCACUUGCCAUUGCGACUGGAGCGCUCGCUUUCAUGCUCUUGCGUGAAAGGAAGAAGACGAGAGCAGCACUUGCAAGCUACCAGAUGCAACCUGGACAUAACCAGCAGCACUACACGAGUCCAUCGUCGCCGUGGGGAAAGCCUGGAGGACACUAUGUGCCCGUUGCUGAGGUUCACGGGCAGCAGAUGCCUACCGAGUUACCGGAGAACGGCACACAAAACCGGCACGAACUUGCUCAUUGA
Molecule: messenger RNA, 855 nt
Organism: Colletotrichum truncatum
Lineage: Eukaryota; Fungi; Ascomycota; Sordariomycetes; Glomerellales; Glomerellaceae
Source: RefSeq, a predicted model, not a curated record